Molecule: messenger RNA, 762 nt
Organism: Mastomys coucha (southern multimammate mouse)
Lineage: Eukaryota; Metazoa; Chordata; Mammalia; Rodentia; Muridae
Product: granzyme E-like
Exons: 4
Coding region: 1-633 (210 amino acids)
Biological process (GO): proteolysis
Cellular component (GO): cytoplasm; intracellular membrane-bounded organelle
Molecular function (GO): serine-type endopeptidase activity
Source: RefSeq, a predicted model, not a curated record
AUGGCAUAUGUUAAAUUUCUGAACACUGAUGGAAAGAAGAGUGCCUGUGGAGGCUUCCUGGUUCAAGACAACUUCGUGCUAACAGCUGCUCACUGCAACGGAAGCUCUCUCCACAGCUCAAUGAUAGUCAAGCUGGGAGCCCACAACCUUGCAGUUCAGGAAAAGACACUGCAGAUCAUCCCUGUGGCAAAAGCUAUUCCCCACCCAGCAUAUAAUCACAUGGACCAUACCAAUGACAUCAUGCUAUUAAAGCUGGAGAGUAAGGCCAAGAGAACUAAAGCUGUGAGGCCCAUCAAGUUGCCCAGGCACCAUGCCCAGGUAAAGCCAGGACAAGAGUGUCAUUUUGCUGGUUGGGGGAACAUAUCCAUCAAUGCCACUAAAGGAUCUGCCCGCCUACAAGAGGCUGAACUGAUCAUCCAGGAGGAUGAGGAAUGCAAAAAACGCUUCCGUCACUAUUUUAACACUAUAGAGAUUUGUGCUGGAAACCUAAAGAAAAUGCAGGCUGCAUUCAAGGGUGACUCUGGGGGACCCCUCGUGUAUGACAACAAAGCUUAUGGAGUUUUGUCUUAUGUCAAAGAAAAUAGGAUCUCUCCAGGAAUCUUCUCAAGGUUGUACACUUCCUGCCAUGGAUAAGCAGAAACAUGAAGCUCCUCUAACAAGUGUUAAACCACCUGUGCCCGACCAGCCUGUCUGAACUCAGGCAAGAACCACGUGGAGUGGGCAACAAAGGCUGAAAAUUCAUAAUAAAUAACCUCCAGAGUG